Nannospalax galili (Upper Galilee mountains blind mole rat) is the source of this 1726-nucleotide messenger RNA. It is a transcript of the gene Mepe, whose product is annotated as matrix extracellular phosphoglycoprotein. Gene Ontology annotation, molecular function: extracellular matrix protein binding. The transcript has 4 exons. Gene Ontology annotation, cellular component: extracellular matrix. The record is from RefSeq and is a predicted model, not a curated record. Gene Ontology annotation, biological process: biomineral tissue development. Lineage: Eukaryota; Metazoa; Chordata; Mammalia; Rodentia; Spalacidae. Bases 1 to 1596 code for a protein of 531 amino acids.
AUGCAAGCUGUCUAUAUUGGACUGCUCCUUUUUAGUGUCGCCUGGGCAGCACUAACAUUUCAACCACAGACUGUGAAAACUAGGCAAGGCUGUCAUGUUUGCAUGUUACCUGGGAAGAAAAACCAAACCAACAUAAAGCAGGAAGAAGAAAGAAGUCACCAUUUUGACAAGAGGAGAAAUCAAGAGCUAACACCUAAAGGAAUAGUUACCCAGGGAAGAGAGAAAAACAUGUCCUUUUUUGAAGUCAAUGAAAAUAACCAAAGUAGAAAAGCCCCAAAUCUUUCUGCAUAUCAAGAGAUGCUGAAUGAAGACUACAGCAUCAGCAGCAAAGGGAACACCCACAGGGACCUAACCAUGUCUGUGUAUCCUGGGUCCACACGGGAUAAAGGGACUGAGGGUGGAGACGAUGGUCUCAACAAUCCACAUGACCAGGAAGAGUAUGGUGCAGCCCUCAUGAGAAUUAACAUGCAACAGCAUAUAAAGAGGCCAGUGACUGGGACUGAAUUGUGGACAGACAAAAACAAAGAGAAGAAACCUUGGAAUGUUCUAGGCACAAUUCCAGCAGAUGUCAACGAUGCUAAAACCCACUCCAAAGAUGAAAAGAAUUAUCAAAGAUAUCUACAAGCUGAGAAUAGCCCGGUAAAAAGCAAACGCACCCGUCAGAUCCGAAGAAGCACUCACUACCGAAAACAUCUCCCCAAGAUCCGAAAAAUCCCCAGUGACUUUGAAGGCAGUGGUUUCCCAGAUCUUCCGGAGAGGGGGGACAAUGAUGUCCCUCCUUUCAGUGGGGAUGGGCAGCCUUCUAAAAACAUUCUUGGCAAAGGAGAUUUUGGUCAUGCCCGAGAGAGCACAACAAGUCACACAGGGCUCUCAGGCUCUGGGAAAGCAGAGAUGUCUAAGCCUCACACAAGUGAGUUGGGUUCUAACGAGAUCCCAGAGAGAGAACAUGGUGGAAAUGCAAUUGGGACCAAGGACCAAACUACACAAGAGGUAGGAGCUGCUGGGGUGAGCCUUGUGGAGGGUAGCAAUGAAAUCACAGGCAGUACCAAUUUUAGGGAACUCCCUGGAAAGGAGGGACACAGAGUGGAUGCCGGCAGCCAAAACGCUCACCAAGGGAAAGUAGAAUUCCAUUAUCCACGAGUUCCCUCCAAAGAGAAGACAGCAGAAGGCGGCAGCCAUAGCUCCAAGAGUGCCAGCUACAAUGAAAUUCCUAAAAAUGGCAAAGGCAGUUCCAGAAAAGGGGCUCAGGAACAUAACAGGAACCAAGUGACCUUGACUGAAAAACAAAGAUCUUCUGGCAAAGGCAAGGGUCAGGGCCUGCUUAUUCCUUCCCAUGGUCUUGAUAAUGAAAUUAGAAAUGAAAUAGAUUCCUCCAGUAGCCCCAGUAAUGAGGAGAAUUUAAUAACACACAGCAGAAAAAGCCAUUAUAUCCCCCAUGGACAAAAUAAUUCCACACCGAAUAAGGGGAUGUCACAAAGGAGAGGCUCCUGGCAUUACCGAAGGCCCCAUUCCAAUAGGCGCUUCAGCCCUCGUAAAAGAGGUGACAGCAGUGAGUCAUCUGACAGUGGCAGUUCAAGUGAGAGUGAUGGUGACUAGUCCCCAGGAAUUCCCUGCUAGAUAGCAAUUUGAACACCAGUCCUCUGCACUGGCUGUGGAGGCCACAACUGAGAACUGAGCACACUAACAAGCCUGGUCUCCUAAGGCAAUUUUUGCUAUUUUCAUGUUC